This is a messenger RNA of Spodoptera exigua (beet armyworm), 1573 nucleotides long. NCBI's taxonomy places the organism in Eukaryota, Metazoa, Arthropoda, Insecta, Lepidoptera, Noctuidae. The record is from the annotation of a GenBank genome assembly.
AAUUUGUAUUUCUGAACGAUGGACUGCAGAUUGCGAUGACAGGUACAAAGAUUUGAAACUGUUGUCAUGGAAACUGAAUAAACGUAACGGGAUUGGUGUUUUUGAUUCAACAUUUUCGACUAUGUUUGGCGUCAUUGGCUAAAAAAUAUAUUUACGAAGCAGUAGUCCAAUCAGCAGUCAUUACUGUCAAAUUAAUUGUCCUUAUUUCGUCCUGUUUAUCUACAUAAAUGUAAACAUUAGAUUUACUUUCAAUAUUAGUUCCCGAUGAGAAAUUCGUGAAUUAUGAUAGUAUUUGGACUAAAAUUAGAUGUUUUAUCAUGAAUGUGUAAAGCUAGGCUAUCGGCAAUGUGAUUCUGCAACAUGCCAAAAAUUAUUGAGUUAACAGUGGAAAUAGAUGUACAAAAGGUAUCAUGUCCGGGAGUGUGGCUAUGUCAAGAUGGCAGAGUCUCCCUUACAGUGUUUGCACUGGGUACCAGCUACCAGACCUGUCUACUGCCUCCCAUCUUCCCACUCUUGUUCAAAGACAUCUUCUACUUCCGCAAAAGAUUCCAAGAAACUUGUGCCUUGAAUAACAUUUGCUGUUUGUUAAAAGAAGAAACUAUAUACUGUGAGCUGGUGCAAUGGUGUGAUGACUGUACCACCAGUGAAUGUGUGAUCCUGGCUCAGUACCUGGGUGCUUUGAAUGAUGUACUCUUCCCACCUAACAUGUGCUCCAAUGAUGGAGUUGACCUGCUCAUGAGGAGAGCUAAGGACUUCCCUGGUAUACUAUCUCCUAAAAUCGAGAUAGCAACAAAAGUGCGUAUAGAUGAGGUUUGGAAUCAGUCUCAUAACAUGCCUUCGAUGCUGAAAGUUGCUUGUCAUUGUUCACCUCAUCGUGACGAAACUUUGCGACAGAGGCAGGUUUGUCAUUCGGCCCGGUACCAUAGAAACAAAUGUAUAAAAUAUCCAAGGGCGCCAUCAGUACCGAGGUCAAGGUCACGGUCUGGGUCCACAGGAUCCAAGUCAUGUUGCAGCUUGACGCAGAAGGAUGGAGACUGUAUAACGUGUGACUGCCCCAAAUCAAUGGGCAGUACGGAGAAACCCUACUCCAACCGCCACGAUGAGGAAAAACAUACGAAGACUACUCUAGAAAGUAGAUACAUCGACCAUGAUAGGUACACAAAUGCCAGUACACAAGACAAUGGAAAAACUAAAUUCAAAACUAAAAUAACCCCAUGUGUGUGUGAAAUCUGUAAACGAUAUCACGAACUCUUUCAUGUGAAUAAAGGAUAACACGUUGAACAAGGCCAUAAGGACCAAUUUGCAAUAACUACCUCAUUGUAAAUGAAAUGGAGUGAGUGGAUGUAGGUAAGUAAUACAGUUUGUAAUUACCAUCCCCAAUUGACAAAGAAAAUUGUACUUUAUUGUUGUCAUCAAAUGUUUACAUUGUUAUAUUUUUCAUGAGUUAUCAGAAAUCAAUUGUUAUACUAAAUCAUGUAUUCAUAUCUUUUUUUAAUUCGUUACUUUAACUUAUUUUUGGACAAAAUAGUAGAUUUUGUCCAAGAAUAGGGUAAGGAUUGUUAAAAAUAUUGUG